UUCGGCUUUUGCGUUGUUGUUUGGAUUGAUAAAAGCCGGAAAAUGUUUAAAAAACUAAAGCCUGGAGGAAGCGAAGAGGAUGUUCUGCGUAUGGCCGCGGAAUUUAAUGCUGAGCGUCAGAAAAAUCCAAAUUUCCAACCAGCGGCCACAGUUGUGCGUGUGGAAAAGCCGGCCGGAAAAUCAUUGUUUGCACAAAAGCGAGAGCUUAAUAAACUCAAGAGCCAAGGAGGUUCAACAAUCGCCCCGGAAAAUGUAGCACAUGAUAAAAAAUUGGAAGAUGUUAAAAGUAAACAAAUACUGCUCGAUGAAAUACACGAGAAUAUGCUGGGAGAUGUGCGCGGUAGUAAAGUAGAUUUCGAUCUGAUAAAUAACGUGGUUGGUGAAAUUGUUGAAAGAAGAGAAGGAGUGCCGCGGCAAGCGGCGAAAGAACACCAGCUAAAUCAACAGAAAGGCAACAGGUCGAAAAGUAUUUUUGCACAAAAAUUCAAUGCAAAUCAAAAGUUGACUGUAAGCAGACAAAAUGAUUCACAAAAUAUUAAACAUGAUAAGACACUGCCAGUAGCCAGCGCUAUUGUCCAAGAUGCAAAACUAUCCAACGAAAUACACGCCGAAAAUCUGAAUAUACUCAGCCAAAUGCGCGAGGAGGAAAUCCUGGCAGAGCGACAAAAGUUGCUGAGCUCUCUGGAUCCUGCUUUGAUUGAGCUGCUGGUCAAAAAGCGUCAAAGCCAAAAGGCUAAUCCAACUAUGCCUAAGCCCUUGCCCACUGAGCUCCAGCUUUCACCAGCGCCAACUACUUUAACCGACUCGAAUCCGGCACACGAGCUGCUACAGCAAAGUGAUGAGGGCAAUUGGUUAAAUUUCAAUUUGAUUGAGGAGCACAAAUUGGCCUGGAUGCGUGAUAUACCCGCGAGAAUAGCACAGAUUAAGCCUGGACAACAGUUUAAUGCUCGCUUCGAUUGGAAGGGCGUUUUGUUGCCACACUCACUUGAGGAGCUGCCACAGAAUGUGGAUGAUCGUGAAUUGUAUUUGCAUGGUGAGGAGCCUGAGCGGCCGGGCUACACGCUGCAGGAGCUCUUUCGUUUGGCACGAUCAACGGUGUUGCAGCAAAGGAUUUCUGCAUUUGGCGCGAUUGCUGGCAUAUUCAGCAUUUAUAAUCAGGGCUUCUACGACCAGGUGCUUACGCUGCCCAUUUCCAAAAUAUUCUUUCUGCUGCGUUUUGGACUGGAUGACAAUACACCGGCACAACUAGAAGUGGUGAGCAGGGCUUUGGCUCGACUGUUCUACAAUGAAACGGAUGAAGUUCUCCUGGAUCAUAUCCAUGAGAAUGCAUAUUGCCAUUGGCAGCCAACGCUGCAGGUGCUGACCGAUGGCGACGACACAAGCGAGUCAACAUCGGUAGCCUUUCUGCAACGUUACAUGACACUGUUGCGCACAAAUUCUAAAGCUGUAAGAGCCGAUGUUGAUGAGGAUCAGGCGGAAAGCGAUAGCCGUAUGUCCAUGGAUGACUUUCAGCUGGCCGAAACGGAUCUGAUGAGUUGCCUGAUGCGAACGAAUAUUUUACAACGUAUUAGCUUUAUAUUGAGCUCAGUGCGUCCUGAAAACAGCACAGUCGAGUCCUGUCUAAAGCUGCUCAUUCGCAUUGCACGCACAAAUUUGGAAGUGGCCCGGCAAUUGGUUCAGGAAAAACAACUUAUGAAUGUAAUUUUGCUCAACUUCAUGCCCAAAAUAACGCAGUCAGCUGCUACCAGUACAGCACAGCCUUCAAUCUACGGCCAUCCGCAGUAUCUGUGCUUGAAGCUGCUGCGUGUUUUGAUCUGCCAGCACCUGGACAUAGCUAAGCAGUUGGCGGAUGGUACGCUUAUCCAGAGAUUAAAAGACUUUUUAUACUAUCGUGAUAAUAUAAGGGGUAAAUUAAUUCGUGUUCAAAUUGAAGCGCUGCGCAUUUUACGCUGUCUGCUGCUGCUGGGAAUUAUAGAUCGUGAAUUGUUCAAGCAAUUCCUACCUGCUCUGCGUCAGACGCUUGACUGGCACUAUAAUCAUUGCGUAUUCGAAGUGGGCGGUCCGGCGCUUAUACGACAGCACGCAGCUGCCCUGAUGGUUGCCAUUGUGGCCAGUGGCGAGUGCGGUGUGUGUGACAUAGAAGCGCAACAACUAUUACUAGAGCCAUUGCAUAACUGUUGCUGCAGCUGGCUGCACAAGGCGACGCGUGGUGAGGGACUCAAGGAUUACACACAGCUGACGCUCUUAAGUGCUUUGCUCUAUGCUGUGGGUUGGUUCUCACGCCAUGGCUACCUCGGGGCAGCGUCCUUUCAACAGUUCCUGCGCAAAAUUCUGCCGGAAUUCGUUUGCUCCACUGGAUUUGUUGCAUGUGUGCAACAGUUGGCCAAGAGCUCUAUAAUUUUGCGCAACAUCAGUGAUCGGCGCAAUGUGCAUGGCCCGUUGCCAAACGUGGGGGCGGUCUUGAUGAACGACUACGGGCCGCAGCUUAUUGUAAGCGAUACAUAUCCAGUGCAAUUGCUGAGCAAUAUCUGGGCUUUGCUUGAGCCGCCGCUGGAGGAUGGGAUGAAGCCACUCUUUGAAGCUCUGCUACAACCCGCUGUGCUGGAGCCCUUGGCAGAGUAUUUAAAGCAGUUGAGCACCCGGCUAAAUCGUUUUCUGGCCAGCAACUUUUUUGCUCGCAGCGAACUGAAGCUUGUCCAUCAACUACUCAGCACCGAUGGCUUUGAAACCUAUUUGACACGCACUCAACUGCUGCAGGUGGUCUAUAACUAUCUGUGCUCCCUAAGCACUGCGCAGGCCAAGCAAAUGAAAAGCAUAUUCGAUCGGUACAUUUUUAGCGGGCAGUACGUGGAGUUGGAUUCAAAGUCGUUGCAGCUGCUACAAGAAACAUGCAUGGAAAUUGUCUACUCACAUUUUAUAGCUGACAACAAGGAUCCUACGCUGACGCUCUGCUAUACUCAAGCGCCUGUGCUGAUGCCAGAUUGGCCGUAUUUUCAACUGCGACUGCUACUUAACAAUUAUUUGCAAAAUGUGCAGCAGGUUCCUGCGGUUAUAUAUUCAGAGAAUCAGGUGGUGCGCAUGACCUUCAGCUUUGUAGAGCAGCUGGAGCAGCAGGGCUUACAAAUUGUCAGCCCACUCGAGAAGUUAAUGUAUCUGAUGAUAGCUUUUAUGGGUCCCGACAGUCAGUUUCUGGAGCCAGAGCUACACAAGCUGCUGCACAAGCAACUGAUAGAUUUCAACUCGCGGAAUAAAAACCACUUUUUCGACUUUGAGGCUACGUUUGAGGACAAGGCCAAUUUCGAGCCGCUCUACUAUCUGUUUGUAAACCAUUUUGAGGCGGCCAGCUAUGGCGACGAGCUGUUUAGCUCAUUAGUGCUGCUCCCGCUGGCGCAAAAGUAUGAUAAUAAGUGGCGUCGCCGAAUCUGGUCCGAGCACGUACAGGCUAUGCGCUUUUUAAAUUGUGACGAGAGUUUGUUGAUUGGAGGUCUGGAUGCUUAUCUAGAGCCCGUAGAGGAUGAACCCUCGCUGGUUAAACUCUAUGGAGAUGCACUGCAGCGUCAGCUAGUGCGGCCUGGCAGCAUUGCCCACACAAUUGCCAAGCAUCAUUUCAACAAUUCAGAAGCAAUACAGAAAACAAAGACAUUUUGAACAGCUGCAUAAGAGUCGAAUAUCUUUAUGAACAUUAAUGUUACUUUAUGAAACGUCUCCUUGGGCUAACUUUGUUGCCGUGAUAUAGUUUGUAAAUAAUUCAAAACGAAAUGCAUAUGUAUAAUUGACUCAUUAGCUUAUAAGUUGCCAGGCGACCGGGCUUGGAUUUCGAUUAUAGGGUCUGUAGGCCAAGGCCUAAAUAGAUUACGCAGAAAACAAUUAA
Messenger RNA from Drosophila novamexicana, 3871 nucleotides. RefSeq names its product RNA polymerase II-associated protein 1. The transcript has 14 exons. The coding region runs from base 43 to 3648 and encodes 1201 amino acids. Gene Ontology annotation, cellular component: nucleus. Gene Ontology annotation, biological process: transcription by RNA polymerase II. The record is from RefSeq and is a predicted model, not a curated record. NCBI's taxonomy places the organism in Eukaryota, Metazoa, Arthropoda, Insecta, Diptera, Drosophilidae.